Messenger RNA from Alternaria arbusti, 1536 nucleotides. RefSeq lists its product as uncharacterized. The record is from RefSeq and is a predicted model, not a curated record. The transcript is spliced from 2 exons. NCBI's taxonomy places the organism in Eukaryota, Fungi, Ascomycota, Dothideomycetes, Pleosporales, Pleosporaceae. Bases 1 to 1536 code for a protein of 511 amino acids.
AUGAGUGCGUCACCCGGUACCACAGGCGGCGGCGCGACCUCCACUACCGCCAGUGACGCAGAGUCGAGCGACAUGACCACCACCAAGAUUGCGAACGUGCGAGCAGACAUGGAAGCAGCGACUGCAACGGACAACCUUCCGCCGCCAGUCUCACACCCGACCGAUCCGGACGUGCCGUCCUUAGUGACUCUACCUGGUGAGGUUCGCAACGCGAUCUACGAGGCACUCUUCAUUCGCGAAGAUCCUAUUCAGAUUCAUGCAAACAGUUUCGAUCCUCUCGGUUACCACUCCGGCAGUGUCGUCCUCGGAACUGCACUCCUCCAGUCAUGUCGCCAGAUCCAAUAUGAGGCCACUGGUAUCUUUUAUGCACGAAACGUGUUUCAACUAGUGCUCCCUGUAAGUACGGACGACGAAGACGGCCUUGUUUGGGCUAUGGACUGGCUUCGCAUCAUCGGCAAACAGCCGUCCUUUCUUUGCGUGAUUCAGCUCGAUAUCAACAACUUGCUUGAAGCAGACGGAGACUUGGAGAUCCUGCCAAUACUGGCGUACACUUGGAAGCUGGAACACAAGGACAUGGCUGUUUCCUUUGUGAAAUCACCCGAGAGGUUGAUUGUGGGCUUCCAAGGCAAUCGGCCAUGGUCUGCCAACCAUACGGCUAAGAUUAACAAAGGGUUGAGUACGCUCAUCGCUGAUCCCUCAAACCUUCUUAGGAAGUACUGCAUUGCGAGCAUGCUGUUGAGGGUCAAACUCGACACAGAUGGAUCGGAAGUUCUCAUUUCAUACCGCCAUAAUCACCGUGGUGGUGGUAAUUGGAUGACGCAAGGCCGCAUAUCAAUCAGCGAUGAAGGACUGGAAUCAGUCUUCGACUUGACGAACCAGACCACGAAUCUCAACCUUAAAAGCCUAGCUGGCGUGAACCGGUUGUUACGUCGCGAAAUCAUGCUGGAAGUCGGCGACUAUGACUCAAUCUUCAACUCAACAACUUCGACGCGGAAAUACAACUUUGCUACCGAGCUGGAGAGGUUCGAAGCCAUCCAACUACACGGCCACCCACGCUACUUUCAUCUGUACUUCGACCUAUCGGAACAAUUUACCCUCGAGGAUAUUCGAUUCGAUGCACUGCCAUUUAUAUCUUCGCUGAGUUGGUUAAACCACGACGUCCACUUGAAGAUCGAGGUCCGCCAUCCGAUCGAUUCCGAGACACCAAACCGGACGGUCACGUUGCUCUUGAGAGAACUACAGGUUAGCGUUUUCUGCUUCCUAUACAACCUCCUGGAGACCUAUCCCAAGAACAUCUACCUUCCGUGCCCUAACAUCUGGACGAACGGGCUUGGUAAAGUGAAAGAAGUGACAUGGCAAGAUGAGCUCGGGUUGGAACCUCUGGAUACUUCAUACCUGGACAACAGUCACGGUGUGAUUCAGCGGUUUAGUGGCGGAGUUGCGAAUGACUGGGCUUCGAGAGAGAUAAGUCGUAUCCUUCCUGGUAUUCAAGACACACUGUCCGAGUUCCUCGGGGAGGAAUAUGGGUGGUUGUAG